AUGGCCGCUGCCGGUGAUCCGAGACGCGGCCGACUGGUGGCCAUCGCCCCAGCGCCUAGCAAUGGCGAUGGCAGCGCAUUGAGAGACACGGCCCAGCCUGCCAUGCCCUACACGUGCCAGCCCUGCUCGAGACGAAAGGUGAAAUGUGACAAGGCGACGCCAGUAUGUUCCAGCUGCCGCAAGGGCCGGCUCGAGUGCUCCUAUCGAGCACCGCAGCCGCGAUGGCGAAAGAGAAAGCUGGACGAUGAUGACCUAGAGAAAAAAGUCGCGCGAUAUGAGCAUAUUCUGCGCCAACACGGCCUGUUGGAUGAUACCGACACAUCAACCUCCAUUCGAGAAGCACCUCCCAGCGAGCCAGUGUCUGGGCAACGGAACCGUCCUGAAGAGCCAAGAACGGGCCGGCUUUUGGCCGGCAAUGGCAGGUCAAGAUACAUAGAGAGUCGUUUCUGGCACAACUUUGGAGAUCAUGAGAUGCAAGGCGUGCUCGACGGCGAAGAAGAUGAUCAGGCAGGAGUCGGCGGCAGCUACUCAAUCCCAGAUCCAUUGACAAGAGCUUUCUUAGGUUCUCAACAGAAUCUCCUCCACUAUCACCCUACUCAUACGACAGCCAUGGCACUAUGGCAAAUUCACAUCGAGAAUGUGGAGCCUCUCUGCAAAAUCCUGCAUAUCCCAUCAACCGCCAUGAUGCUUGACAGGGCUUCGCAGGAUCCUGGAAAUAUGUCAAGGGCCGAUGAGUGUCUGCUAUUUGCUAUAUAUCACUUUGCGGUGUUCAGUAUGACGGAAGAAGAAUGCAUGAAGCAAGUAGGGACGUCCCGUGCCAUAUUGAUAGAACGAUACCACUUCGCGACGCGGCAAGCUCUUGUCAAUGCAUCUUUCCUCAAAACUUCUGAGAUGCCGGUUCUACAAGCUCUCGUCCUCUUCCUCCUACCUUGCCGAUUCUCCUACGAUUCGCAGACAUACUGGAUUCUAACAGGAGUUGCCGUCCGCAUAGCGCAGCAGAUGGGGCUUCACCGGGACGGAGAAACCCUGGGCCUACCGCCGUUUGAAGUUCAGAUGAGGCGACGAGUAUAUUAUCAACUACUACCACUUGACGGCAAUGCUAGCGUUAUGUCAGGCACUGUCAUGCCAAUUACGCCAGACGCCUGGAACACCAAACCGCCCCUGAACAUUAAUGAUGAGCAGAUUUGGCCCGGAAUGACCUCAACCCCAAAAGAGCAAACGGGAGCAACUGAGUUAAUCUUCUGUCUGUCGCGUGCAUACAUCGGAAAAUACCUUGCCAAAUCUGGUAAGUCGGAUGGCGGAGAGCCCAAAGACUAUCACGAAGCUGAGCUUGCCAUUAGUCAGGCUGAAAGCGACGUGGAGGAGAAAUAUAUUCGAUACUGUGACGUUACCAAUCCACUUCACUUCCUGGCGAUGUGCUCAGUCAGAUCAGGGAUUACCGCGAUGCGUCUGUUCCUCCUGCUGCCCAAAUUCAGAAAUGGGACCGCCACUGUUGAAGAGAGUAGGAACAUGUUGCAACUUGCGCAGAAACUUUUGGAUAACGAUGCCGCAGCCCGUGCUAACGCAGGCUUAAGGAAAUAUCAAUGGCAUAUCCGGCCAUUUUUCUUGUGGGGAACGUGGGACUCCCUGGUCUUUGUCCUGACGCGGUUAUGGAGGAGUUGCGAUAUGCUCUCACCUUCCGAAAUUGACGUUGCAUGGGCCAAAGUGGAACAAGUGUACCGCAACCAUGACGAGCUCCUAGAGUCGAAACGAGCGUUGUAUGUGGCGCUUGGACGCCUCGCUUUGAAAGCGUGGGAUAGCCAUCCACCAAGCGGUGUGCUGGUGGAGGAGCCUGUCUUUAUAGCCACUUUGCGUUCUGUACAAAAAGUUGGCUCUCGGGGUCGAGAAGAGGUCAUAUCAACAGUGGGCCAGUCCUCUGCGAAUGGUAUGAAUACCGGACAGACAUCACUGGCGAGUUUCUCUAAGGACUUGGAGUUUGGUCUCGGCGACGAUUUCAACCUCGAUGGAACAGACUGGGCAUUCUGGGAUCAAUUGAUGCAAAACUGA
Talaromyces atroroseus is the source of this 2046-nucleotide messenger RNA. RefSeq lists its product as hypothetical. Gene Ontology annotation, molecular function: zinc ion binding; DNA-binding transcription factor activity, RNA polymerase II-specific; DNA binding. The record is from RefSeq and is a predicted model, not a curated record. The transcript has a single exon. The coding region runs from base 1 to 2046 and encodes 681 amino acids. NCBI's taxonomy places the organism in Eukaryota, Fungi, Ascomycota, Eurotiomycetes, Eurotiales, Trichocomaceae. Gene Ontology annotation, biological process: DNA-templated transcription; regulation of DNA-templated transcription.